This is a messenger RNA of Oppiella nova, 2000 nucleotides long. NCBI's taxonomy places the organism in Eukaryota, Metazoa, Arthropoda, Arachnida, Sarcoptiformes, Oppiidae. The record is from the annotation of a GenBank genome assembly.
GUGCUGUGACUCCUGUCAGGUAUUAAAGCACUCAUUGAUUUGGUUGUGGUUUAAGAGGUUUGAGUGAUACACAGACUUCACUAUUAAUACCAUUAUAUCUGCUGUGGACAGACAGACAGACCUAGACUUUGAUGAUGACAUCUGUGGACAGUUGUGGUGAUGAGACGGUGGUGUCGUUUGCGGGCCGUAUGUUGCGGUUGGACUCUGUGUCGGACGUGCUCUGCAUUGUGGAGGCCGUGGAAGGAUGUGAACGAAUGGUGACUCUGUGUCUGGAGGGCAACACUCUGGGCGUCGAAGCGGCCAAAGAGCUGGCAAAGAGUCUGGAGAGUCAGCCAUUUGUGGAGAACGUCUUAUUUAAUAACCUGUUCACCGGUCGCCUCAAGAGUGAGAUCCCGGAAGUGCUGCUGUAUAUGACGUCUGGGUUGAUGCUAAGUGGCGCCAAACUGGACACUCUGGACCUGAGCGACAAUGCCAUUGGGCCGGUAGGCAUGCCUUCGCUGCUGCCAUUCCUUGAAAGCCAUAGUUGUGAGACACUCAAGACAUUGAGACUAAAUAACUGUGGGUUAGGUGUGGGCGGCGGACAGAUAUUAGCCAAAGGAUUGGUUCGUCUCAAGAGUUUGAAGACUUUGGUUUGUGGCAGAAAUCGGUUGGAGAUCUUGGGCUCUCAAGCCAUUGGAAACGCUUUGACUGAAUUGAAAACUCUGGAGACCUUAGAAAUGCCACAAAACGGCAUUCACAGCACCGGCAUUGAAGCUAUUUGUCGAGCACUCGAUGCUAACAAAGGUCUCAAGAAUGUGAACCUUAACGACAAUAAUCUGAAGAGUGAAUCCAAAGCGAUAGCAUCGGCUCUUCGCAACUUGAAGUCCAUAGAAAGCAUUAAUUUGGGGGAUUGUCUGCUCAAGAGUGCCGGUUCUAUUGCCAUCUGUGAGGCCAUCCAACACGUGAUCCAAACAUCCGGCACAACACGUAUCAAAGAGAUCGUCUUAAGUGGUAAUGAGAUCACCGGUCAGAAGGCAAUUGAGGCGCUCAUCACUUGUAGCCAAAUGUUGGCUCAAAGUAAUGAAUCGGACGUCAAAUUGAGACUUGAAUUGAAUGAUAAUAAUUUCGGUGAGACUGGAGUCGAGACCCUAUUGGAUGCUUUGACACAACAAAUCGAUCUCAACAUCAGCAAUGACGAGGGCUCUGAUGUGGAAGAAGAAGAUGAAGACAAGGAUUCGAAUGAAGAAGUGGCCAAUACUUCGCUAAAGACACACAAUUCGGACACUCUUAUUGAGGAAUUGAGCAAAAAAAUAGAAAAUGAAUCGACGGAUAUUAAUGAGUUGUGCUCUCAUUUUGUCCAAAUAUCUGUCGAUGGAUUCGAUAGCCAGACGGCCAGACUUAGAGACGAGGCUUUGGUAGAAAGCGUGUAUCUAAAAAGUGCGAUCCGUAGCGAUCCAAAUGAAUUCAUAGCUAUGAACGCACUGCUAAUCUAUUUGGGACUUUUGAAAGACGAGACCGGAGUCUAUAAGACUGUCGAUGACCUGAGGGGUCCGUUGUCCGCACUAACCCACUCUCUCGGACACCUGAGUGGCCAACAAAAGCAGGUCUUGCGAGCAUUUAUGAACAGUUGUUCAUUUGAUACGCGAGUCGACAGUCGACGCCGCACUGCUGUGGAGCGCGUGGACCCACGUUUAGAUAAGAGGACGCGUUUAGUUCAACUCAUCACCAACACCACUACCACCACAUCCCAGCCCUCUAUAGGGGCGUAUCAACUCAUUUGUAUGACCAAAGACGGUAAACACUUGAGACUUAGAUCAAAGACUCGCACCCGACAGUGUGCAUGGGUUAUGGAGCCUUUGCCGCCCCAUAGGGCAGCCUAUUAUCGGUUUCGAUCGCUUCGAUGGCAUAAUUAUAUAUGUGUUGACCGCAAGUCUCGAGUAUUUGCCUGUCGUCUCAAUAGUGACCGCAAUGAUCGCGAUUCACAGUUCUAUGCAAUCAAUCAAAUGCUCGCAAACUUGUAA